This is a messenger RNA of Schistocerca americana (American grasshopper), 720 nucleotides long. Its product is annotated as seminal vesicle major clotting proteins-like. The record is from RefSeq and is a predicted model, not a curated record. Bases 1 to 720 code for a protein of 239 amino acids. The transcript has 2 exons. Lineage: Eukaryota; Metazoa; Arthropoda; Insecta; Orthoptera; Acrididae.
AUGGCACAGCUUGCGAGGACGGCACAGCUUGCAAGGACAUCACAGCUUGCGAGGACAGCUCAACUUGAGAGGACAGCUGAACUUGAAGGGCAGCUCAACUUGAGAGGACAGCUCAACUUCAGAGGACAGCAAAACUUGAGAGGACUGCUCAACUUGAGAGGGCUGCUCAGCUUCAGAGGGCAGCUCAACUUGAGAGGGCAGCUCAACUUGAGAGGGCAGCUCAACUUGAGAGGGCAGCUCAACUUGAGAGGGCAGCUCAACUUCAGUGUACAGCUCAACUUGAGAGGAAAUCUCAACCUGAGAGGACACCUCAACCUGAGAGGACAGCUCAACUUGAGAGGACAGCACAACUUACAAGGACAGGAAAGCUUGCGAGGACAGCAAAGCUUCUUGCGAGGACAGCACAGCUUGCAAGGACAGCACAGCUUGCGAGGCCAGCAAGGCUUGCGAGGACAGUACAGCUUACGAGGACAGCUCUACUUGAAAGGACAGCUCAACUCGAGAGGACAGCUCAACUUGAGGGGACAGCUCAACUUUAGAGGACAGCUCAACUUGAGAGGACAGCUCAACUUGAGAGGACAGCUCAACUUGAGAGGACAGCUCAACUUGAGUGGACAGCUCAACUUGAGAGGACAGCUCAACUUGAGAGGACAGCUACACUUGAGAGGACAGCUCAACUUGAGGGGACAGCACAACUUGAGAGGACAGCACAACUUGUGA